Linepithema humile (Argentine ant) is the source of this 1397-nucleotide messenger RNA. RefSeq names its product prisilkin-39. Lineage: Eukaryota; Metazoa; Arthropoda; Insecta; Hymenoptera; Formicidae. The record is from RefSeq and is a predicted model, not a curated record.
CAGCAUUUGUAAAUGAUCAUGUUUCGCAUCAUUCAAAGUCAAUUCACACAUUCACUGCUAUACGCUUGUAACGCGAAAAUGUAAAUAUGUAGGAAGUACAAUGUAAAUAUGUAGGAAGUACAAUGCCAACGAAUUUUGAAAGUUAAUGGGAAGAUCGAGCGAACGCGAGGAAAUCGCGAUAAUCAAUUUCGGCAAUUCAAUCUCAAGCUUGGAAUUCCUGUCGAGUCACUGGAUAGAUUCAAUGUCAGCGCGUAGGGAAAUGAGACCUCGAUUUGAUUUGGCGGGAUCAAGGGAGACGACGAGGGCGGCGGCGGAUAAGUAAAAGAGGUAUUCAGGUGGAGGACACGAGAAUGAAACUUGUCUUUUCGAGGAAUUUGGCAUAAGUUUCCGGUGGUAGGGGACGCCGGUCUGAACUCAUCGUAUAAAAGUCUUUGGACUCGCUGCUCUGGGAAGAGUCAGUCUCCAUCCGAAAACGUGGUUCCUAAACAAGAUGAUGACGAGGUACAUUGUUGUGCUGGUCGCUGUGCUAGCUGUAAUCUACGCUCAACAACCCGAGACCGUCUCUCAGGACCAGCCGCAGCAAACGCUAGCAGCACCUGCGGCACCGGAAUCGGAAAUCGUCGUGUUCGAUGGAACCGCAUUACAACCAGACUCAACCGAGGUGGCUGAAACGCAACCACGCAAUAAGAGAGCCCCGCUUCUCCUAAAGAAGGCUCUCCUGGGCGGUGCUCUUCUCGGUGCCGGAGCUCUCGGCGCUGGUGCUCUGGGCGCCGGUGUCCUCGGCGCUGGAGUCUUGGGUGCCGGAGCUCUUGGUGCUGGACUGUACAAGGCUAAAUACCUUGGUGGCGGAUACGGCUACGGCGGCUACGGCGGCUACGGCGGCUACGGCGGCUACGGCGGCUACGGUGGCUACGGCGGCUAUGGCGGUUACGGUGGCUACGGCGGCUACGGCGGUUACGGCGGAUAUCACGGCUACAACCCCGGCUAUCAUUAUCACAGUCAUUAUCAUAACGCUCCCCAUCAUAGUUACUACUCACCUCACCACCAUCACUACAGCUACGGAGGACUGGGUUACGACUAUUGGUAAACUGACCGACUUCAAUGUGUAUUGUGAGAAUCUCGUCGAUGAACGGAACUACCUGCCAAUUUAUGUGGAUUUCUUUCUAAAUGUAAUGUAAAUUGAAUGCUUCUUAUGUGAAUCAUAUUUAUCAAUGAUGAUAAGAGCUACCUCCUUUUUGUACAGUGUGCACGCAAUAUUUAUGCAUCGUAGAUAUGUUUACAUAUUUGUUAUGAAACUUAUCAACGAUGCAAAUUACACAGUUUUAAUUUAUACCAAACAUGUUUUAAUUUAAACCAUUUAUGUGUUGAAUAUUUUGAAGCAUAAUAAAAUUUCUGAA